AUGGAGCAACCACUUGGAUUUGUUGCCCAGGAGGAGUAUGGGAAAGUUUGUCAUCUUCGCAAAUCAUUGUAUGGUUUGAAACAGAGUCCACGUGCUUGGUUUAGAAAGUUUAGUGAGAUAGUUGCAAAGUUCAGAAUGACAAAGAGCAAGUCUGAUCAUUCAGUCCUUUACAAACAAUCGGCAAUUGGCAUUAUUCUUCUUGUUGUAUAUGUUGAUGACAUUAUCAUCACUGGGAGUAACACUACAGGGAUUUCAUUACUUAAGUCAUUUCUUCACAUUCAGUUUCAUACAAAAGAUUUAGGAAUGUUGAAGUAUUUCUUAGGGGUUGAGGUAACAAGGAGCAAGAAAGGCAUCUUCUACUCUCAAACGAAAUAUGUACUUGACUUAUUAACUGAGACAGGAAAAUUGAGUGCUAAGCCAUGCAGUACGUCAAUGUUUCCUAAUUCGCAACUUACAAAAGAUGGUGAACUAUUUGAAGAUCCUAAGAGGUAUAAAAGACUGGUUGAAAAGUUGAACUACCUGACAGUCAUUCGUCCUGAUAUUGCGUACUCUGUCAGUGUAGUAAGUCAAUUCAUGUCUUCUCCUACUGUUGACCAUUGGGCAACGUUAGAACAGAUUCUGUGUUAUCUGAAAGGAGCUCCAGGAUGUGGUAUUUUGUAUAGAAAUCAUGGACAUAAUAAUACUGAGUGCUUCUCUGAUGCAGAUUGGGCGGGUUCCAAGAUAAAUAGGAGAUCCACUACGAGCUAUUGUAGAAAAACUGGUGGGUUGGUGAUAUGGAGAUCUGGCACUGCUGUUUCUUUGUACAGAGGUGUGAGUUAUGAGGUUCCUUCUGUGCAACUGAACAAACGGAUGUAUAGGAGAAAUGAACUACCUGCAAGCUCCUUAGCAAGAGCUCCUGAUAAACAGAUAUAUAAGAGAAAUGAUAGAUCUAGUUAUUCCUUAUCAAAAGCUACUGAUGUUCCUGCUCAAGAUCCUUCCACAUUUGGCUCUUAUAAUAUUGUGCAUUCACCUGAAACAAACCUGGAAAUGACUACUGAGGAGCAAGAUAGGGAAUCAGUGCCAGAAGUAAAGUAUGAAGAUGAAGUAGACAAGCUAUUAGAGGGUCUGGGUCCCAGGUAUACAGAUUGGCAGGGAUGUGAACCAUAUCCUGUGGAUGCAGAUAUGCUUCCUGGUAUAGUUACUGAUUACCAACCUCCAUUCAGAGUGCUUCCUUAUGGGGUGAGAUCUACUGUUGGACGAAAAGAGGCAACAAAUUUGCAAAGGCUUGCCCGUGUUCUUCCUCCACACUUUGCCUUAGGUCGAAGCAGGCAGCUCCAAGGUUUGGCUGUGGCCGUGAUUAAAUUAUGGGAAAAAAGUUCAAUUGCCAAGAUUGCUCUUAAACGUGGUGUACAGCUCACUACGAGUGAGAGAAUGGCUGAAGAUAUCAAGAAAUUGACGGGUGGCAAAUUGCUCUCAAGAAACAAGGAUUUUCUGGUUUUCUAUCGGGGAAAAGAUUUUUUAUCACCAGAUGUCACUGAAGCAUUAUUGGAAAGGGAGAGGCUGGCUAAGUCUCUGCAAGAUGAAGAAGAGCAAGCUCGGUUAAGAGCAUCAGCCUUUGUCUUGCCAAGUGCUGAAGUAAGUGAGCAAUCAGGUACUGCAGGCACCCUUGGGGAAACUUUGGAUGCAAAUGCUAGAUGGGGAAGGAUGCUGGAUGACAAUCAUAAGGAAAAUGUGAUGAGAGAAGCUGAAAUAAUGAGACAUGCCAGCCUCGUCAGAAAACUGGAAAGAAAGCUUGCUAUUGCUGAACGAAAGCUAAUGAAAGCUGAACGAGCCUUAUCGAAAGUGGAGGAGUUUUUAAAACCAACAGAAAGACAAGCAGAUCCUGAGAGCAUAACUGAUGAGGAGAGAUUUAUGUUUCGCAAGCUUGGUUUGAGGAUGAAGGCUUUCUUACUUUUGGGUAGGCGUGGAGUUUUUGAUGGUACAGUGGAGAAUAUGCACUUGCACUGGAAAUAUCGAGAAUUGGUUAAAAUUAUUGUGAAGGUGAAAACUUUUGAUCAGGUUAAAAAAGUUGCAUUAGCACUUGAAGCUGAAAGUGGGGGUGUCUUGGUUUCAGUGGACAAAAUCUCCAAAGGUUAUGCUAUAAUUGUAUUCAGGGGAAAGGACUAUAAGCGGCCUUCCAAAUUGAGGCCAAGAAAUCUUUUGACAAAGAGGAAAGCUUUGGCACGUUCAAUUGAACUCCAAAGACAUGAGGCUCUUCUAAAGCAUCUUUCCCUUCUGGAGACGAAUGUAGGGAAACUAAGAUUCGAAAUUGAACAAAUGAACACCGUGAAAGACCGGGGAGAUGUGGAGUUGUAUGACAGAUUAGAUUCUGCUUAUGCCACUGACGAUGAUGACAUUGAGCAAGAAGGAGAUGAUGCAUAUUUAGAGACAUAUGACAGUGGAAAUGAUGGUGAAUAUGAAAGUGAUAACUCAAUUCACAAUCUCCACACAGAAACAAACUUCCCUUAUCAUGAACAAGAUCAGGAAUCAGAAACUGAACCUGUAGAUUCUGAAGAUGAAGAAGCAUAUGCUCUAACCAAUGAGUCUGAAUCAAAACCAACAACUUAGGGAAAGAAGUCAACAACUUUUAGUAGACAAUGGAAAGGAACCGAUCAUCAAACAUACUGUAUUAAAUCAGUAGAUCUCAAUGUAUAACCUGAUUUUGGCUGGCCCUUCGUUAUUGUAUAGAUAAAUUAUGUAACUCUUGUCAUUGUUUAGGAAAAACUGCUACCGUUUUUUAUGUUAGCAGAUGAAAAUCAUCUUAAUUUAAAAAUAACUCUGCCCAAACA
This is a messenger RNA of Pistacia vera, 2807 nucleotides long. Its product is annotated as CRM-domain containing factor CFM3A, chloroplastic/mitochondrial-like. The coding region runs from base 1 to 2586 and encodes 861 amino acids. Gene Ontology annotation, molecular function: mRNA binding. The transcript is spliced from 9 exons. Lineage: Eukaryota; Viridiplantae; Streptophyta; Magnoliopsida; Sapindales; Anacardiaceae. The record is from RefSeq and is a predicted model, not a curated record. Gene Ontology annotation, biological process: RNA splicing, via transesterification reactions.